Molecule: messenger RNA, 3597 nt
Organism: Leishmania braziliensis MHOM/BR/75/M2904
Lineage: Eukaryota; Euglenozoa; Kinetoplastea; Trypanosomatida; Trypanosomatidae
Product: putative adaptor complex protein (AP) 3 delta subunit 1
Exons: 1
Coding region: 1-3597 (1198 amino acids)
Biological process (GO): mitotic sister chromatid cohesion
Cellular component (GO): chromosome
Molecular function (GO): cohesin loader activity; double-stranded DNA binding; ATP hydrolysis activity
Source: RefSeq, a predicted model, not a curated record
AUGUUCAUAAAGAAUAUCAUCAUCUCCGGCUUCCGCUCGUAUCGUGAGCAAUCUUUUCCCGAUGGCCUUUCCUCAAAAGUAAACGUGCUUGUGGGUAAGAACGGCUCGGGUAAGUCGAAUUUUUUUGCCGCUGUUCAAUUCGUGCUGAACGAGAAAUUCGCGAAUUUGAGCGCUCUGGAAAGGAAGGAGUUAUUUCACGUUGGCAGUGGGAGGCCGGCGCUCUCUAUCUUUGUGGAGAUUGUGUUUGACAACUCUGAUGGGCGGCUUGUCAUUCCGGGCCGUGCGGAGGAGCCGGAGGUGCGGAUUCGCCGCACGGUGGGUCUCAAGCAGGAUGAGUUUCGCGUGAAUGAUCGCAGGUUUUCUGCGGCGGACGUUCACCAGCUGUUGGAAAGUGCCGGCUUUUCGUCGAGUAACCCUUACUAUGUGGUGGAGCAGGGGAAGAUUGUGAGCUUGGUGAACAUGAGCGAGGAGGACCGUUACCAGCUCAUCAAGGAUGUGGCGGGCACAAAGGUGUACGAGGCAAGGCGCGCUGAGAGCGAGCAGAUCCUUGCCGAAGCGAAGGGAAAGCAAGCACAGAUAGCAGAAUCCAUCCGGGAACUGGAAAAGCGGCUAAAGGAACUGGAAGACGAGACAGUGGAGCUGAAGCAGUUUAACGUGGCAGAUAGAGAGAAGAAGUGCAUCGAGUAUUGCAUUUUUAACGCGGAGGUGGAGGCCGCCAACGAGGCUUUGCGGAAGCUGGAGGAGGAAUGGAACAGACAAUCGGUGAUCUUCAAUAAGUCGCACGACGUUGAGGAGUCUUCGGAGGAGAAGAUCUCGCAAUUCUCGCAGAAAAUCGUGGAGAUUUCUACUGACAUUACGCGUCUUGAAAUGGAGCGGACAGCUGUGUCGAAGGACAUGGCUGCAUUGAUGAGUAAGCAGGCUGUUGUGGACCUGGACGCAAGCGAGGCAGCAGGGAAGUGUGCUCGCAACAACCGGGAGCUGGAAGCGCUCGUGAAGGAGGAUCGAGAACUGGGCGGCACCCUCCAGAGAGUGGCGACCGACAUUGGUAAGAAGCAGGCACUCUUGCGGGAGAGCGAGGAGGCGGCGAACAAAAAGGCCGCGGAGGUCGAGACGCAGCGCAAGGUUCUGGAGCGGUUGCAAGAACGCCGAAACCGGACGAAACUCUUCAAGAACAAAGCGGAUCGCGACAAGUGGCUGAAGGCCGAAAUGCAGAAGAACGAAGACUUGAUCCAAAAAUCGCAACAGGAGCUCGAUUUGGUUCGUCGCGAAACAGAACGCUUGGACAAGGAGGCGAGCGCUUUAGGGGAGCAGAUUUCAGCGCCGACUCUCUCCACUGCUGAUGUGGACCAGAGUUUGCGAGACCAUGAGCAGCGAAGGAAGGCCGCGCUGAGCAAGCGGGACGAGCUGAACCAGGAGCGACGACGGUUGUGGCAGACGGUGCACGAGCAGGAAAGCGUUGUGCAGCGGCUUGACGAAGCGUCGCGCAGUGCCAAGCACCAGUGGGAGCGGGCCGUUCGUCAAGAUGUGCGACAGGGUCUGCUAUCGCUUUCUGAGGUUCUUCACGAGUUGAGAAAUCCUGAGCUUUCUGCAGCCGUGCAUGGACCUCUGAUCGACCUUAUCCAGGUAAUGGAGGGGUACAAAACAGCGGUGGAGAUUACGGCGGGAAACACCCUCUUCCAUGUUGUCGUGGACUCGUUUGAGGUGGGUUCGACGCUGCUCGCUGAAAUGAACAAACGGCGGAAACCUGGCCGUGUCUCUUUUUUUCCGUUGGAUACGUGCAAUGGAAAGACCGCAGAUAUUCCGUCGACGCCAGAGUGCGCGCUACUGCUGUCCAAGGUGAAGUACGACACGCGCUUCAAGGGCGUGGUGGCGGAGGUGUUUGGCAGGACGGCUGUUGUUGCCUCGCUGGAAGCGGCGAGCGCGAUGGUGCAAAAGCUGCAGUGUGAUGUCAUCACGGUGGAUGGCGACCAGCUGGGACGCAGGGGUGGCAUUACGGGUGGCUUCCUCGACAAGCGCAACAUGAAGCUUCCUCUUCGGGAGCGCGAGAAGGAGCUGGCGGCGAACCUUUUUGCAGCACGCGCAAAGCUGGACGGCCUGUGCCAAGACGUGGCGACGGUGGAGCAAAGCAUCACGGAGGUGCUUAACGAGCUUGAGAUGCUUCGCAACCAGAACAUGUCAACGGAGCUGGAAGCGGAUGCACGGCUGCGUGAGUCACGACUGAUAGAGGAUCGCCGAUCGUGCUUGGCCACUCUGAAGUCCAACUUAGCGGCGACCAAGAAGGCGGUGGAGAGCUCCAUCGCUGCGGGCAUGGAGACAGUGCGGGAGCUGAAGAGGGAGCUCUCCGACGAGUUCAAGAGCGCAUGGACGCCAGAAGAGGAGAAGAGGCUGGAGCAGCUCACAGAAGAAGUGGCUAGUGCUCGUGUGACGUCGUCUGAGCUGCAGGCGAAUGCACUGCAGCUGGCAACCGAGGUUCAGCUUCUGGAGGACACCGCGCGGCACGUGGAGCGCCGUAAGGCGGUUGUGGCGGACCGCAUCCGGGAGCUGGGGUGGUCAAAACAGGCCGGGAGUAUUGCGGAUGGAGAACAGGCAGCCGUAAAGGCCGAGUUCGAGCUGCUCUCGCAGCAGUUGCAGAGUAUCGACCGUGACUUGGAGCAAGAAGGUCGCGAGCGCGAGAGGCUUCAGUCGCAGCUCGAUGCGCUGACGUCGAAGCGGCUUGGCACAGUGAGGAGCUUGCAGGAGCGCAAGGACGUGGCAGACAGGACGGAAAUGCAGCGGAGUUUGCUGGUGCAGCGACGCGAUGAGGCACUGCAAAAGAUCCGGCAGCUGGGAGUGCUGCCGCAAGGAGUUGCCAAGUUCGAGUCAGCCUCCCUAGGGAAGCUCAUGUACCACUUGAAAGCAGUAAACGAGCAGCUGAAGGGCCUGUCGCACGUGAACCGCAAGGCGCUUGACCAGCACGCGGCCCUCCUGGAGACUAUGAAAGAACUUACGUCGCAGAAGGAGACACUGACCAAGGAGCUGGACAGCAUUCACGUGUUGAUGGAGCACUUGGAUUCGAAGAAGGAAGAGGCGAUUGAGCGCACCUACAAGCAGGUUCAGUACCAAUUCGAGGAGGUGUUCAAGCAACUCGUUGGCGUCGAGAGCUGCUCUGCAGAGCUGCAGCUGGUGGCGCCUGCCGUGUCGAACAAGAAGGAGGACCCGUACACUGGCGCACGUAUCAAGGUGUCGUUUGGUCUCGGCAACCCUGUCAGCCACCUGGACCAACUCAGCGGCGGGCAGAAGUCUUUGGUCGCCUUGGCGCUCAUCUUUGCUAUCCAGCGCUGCGACCCUGCGCCGUUCUACCUCUUUGACGAGAUUGACGCCGCUCUGGAUGCGGAGUACCGCACUUCUGUUGCGAAGAUGAUGGCACGCCAGUCCGAUGAGUGCCAGUUCAUUGUGGCGACCUUCAAGACGGAGCUCCUGGACGUGGCAGACAAAGUGCUUGGCAUUUUCUUUCACAACAAAAUGAGCCGCAUCCAGACCAUCUCGGGUGAAGAAGGUGUGAGGCUGCUGAAGCAGGUAGCACUCGAGGACCGCAAGCGGACUCGCGAAGGCAACUAG